AUGCCCUCGUAAAAUAUUAGAUCAUUAUUCCACAGAUAGCUGAAUGAAACUCUUUAGUUGUUGGAUGCUUAGAGGCUACUGGAUGUAAGCGAAACUUACACUCAUCGGAAAUUUGAGUGCAUUGGAAAUAUAAUCAAAGAUAAAGAUGAAAUUUGGCUAGUCUACACAGCUUCAAACGAUAUUGAAUCCACAAUAUUCACGAUCAAAAUUGGUUGGGAUCCUCUUAUUUCUAUUUCAUUUGUGAUAGAAUAUGUUCAAAGCUAUUUGCAGUAGAAUGUAAAUACAAAACAAUUUAAGUAUGACUACAAACUUUUUGAUUUGUAUUAUCUCGGCUUUAUAGACUAUUCUGGAUCAAGAAGGGCUUUCAUGUCUUCAUAUUCUCAAUAAAAAACCUAUAGCAGUGUUAUUUCUAACGAAUCUCAAGGGUAAAAAAUUGCCUAUAGCGUAAUCUAUAAUAAUAACUUUUCAUAACUAAGCGGUAAAAUCGGUGAUCACUUGUAUUAACUGGAUUUUUUGAAAAAUUAGAGUAACAUUGAUACUUCUUAAAAAUAUGUCAAGAAGCUAAAUCCUCAACAAAAUUAAUAAGCCAAUAGCAAAACUUAAUUGAAUGAUUGCUACUUAGGAAUGGAAUGUCAAAUUUAUUACUAAAUCUUUACCCUUUAUGGCCAAUGCUAGGAUGAACUUGAUAAACAAAGAAGCUAUUUUAUCGAGAUCAAUGUCAAUGAUACUAAUAGACUAGGGCAUUUGAAGUUUUACAAUUCAUCUAAUUCUAGCACACUAGUAGCAAACAUAUCUACUAAGACCAAAUCAAGAUUGCUUUAAUCAAAAUCUAUCGGUUAACCUUAGAAAGAAUUCUUAAUAGUUGACUUCGACAGUUAUAUAAGAUUAAUUAAAGUAUUUCCAAGUUGGAAUAUUUGCUAACACCUUAGAAAGUAUUGGAAAUUAUGA
Molecule: messenger RNA, 948 nt
Organism: Stylonychia lemnae
Lineage: Eukaryota; Ciliophora; Spirotrichea; Sporadotrichida; Oxytrichidae
Source: the annotation of a GenBank genome assembly